AUAUCUAAACCCCCCUCAUUCAUCUCCGACUCUCUUAACCCUAACGCCCUCGUGUAACCACCCAUCGAUCGAUCCCACACCCCCUAACAAAAUAUCUCCAAAUAAAACCCUAGUCCCCAUCAUCGUCCUCGUCCUCCUCCUCCAUUAGCGAGAUCGAGAGAGAUCGAGAGAGAUUGAGAGAGAGAGAGAGAGAGAGAGAUCGAUUGUUGAGAGUAGAGGGAUGGGCGAGGUGGUCGAUGGGGGAGGCGUGGGGAGGAAGGGGGAGGGGAGGAGGAGGGGGUGCGGGUGCUCGAAGGGGGAUUUUCUCCCGGAGGAGUCGUUCGAGAGCUGGGGGAGCUACGGGAGGGCGCUGGGGGAGACGGGGCGGAGGCUGCGGGACCGGAUCGUGACGAGGUCGGCGGAGAGCGAGGAGAUGCACGAGGUGCGGGCGCGGAGCGGGCACGAGAUGAAGAAGACCCUCACGUGGUUCGACCUCAUCUUCUUCGGCAUCGGCGCCGUCAUCGGCGCCGGCAUCUUCGUCCUCACCGGCCAGGAGGCCAACGAAGUCGUCGGCCCCGCCGUCGUCCUCUCCUACGUCGUCUCCGGCGUCUCCGCCAUGCUCUCCGUCUUCUGCUACACCGAGUUCGCCGUCGAAAUCCCCGUCGCAGGCGGCUCCUUCGCGUACCUGCGGGUCGAGCUCGGCGACUUCGUGGCGUUCAUCGCGGCGGGCAACAUCCUGCUGGAGUACGUGAUCGGCGGCGCGGCGGUGGCCCGGUCCUGGACGUCCUACUUCGCGACGCUGCUCAACCACCAGCCCGCGGACUUCCGCAUCCACGCGCACUCGCUGGCAGCGGACUACAACCAGCUGGACCCGAUCGCGGUGGUGGUGAUCGCCAUCGUCUGCAUCGCGGCCUCGCUCAGCACCAAGGGCAGCUCCCGCUUCAACUACAUCGCCUCCAUCAUCCACCUCGUCGUCAUCCUCUUCAUCAUCGUCGCGGGCCUCACCAAGGCCGACACCCACAACCUGUCCCCCUUCACCCCCUACGGGCCCCGCGGCAUCUUCGCCUCCGCCGCCGUGCUCUUCUUCGCCUACGUGGGGUUCGACGCGGUGUCCACCAUGGCCGAGGAGACGAAGAACCCGGCCAAGGACAUCCCCGUCGGGCUGGUGGGCGCGAUGACGAUCACGACCGCGGCCUACUGCAUCCUGGCGCUGACGCUGUGCAUGAUGCAGCCGUACGGGCAGAUCGACAAGGACGCGCCGUUCUCGGUGGCGUUCCAGAAGGUGGGCAUGAACUGGGCCAAGUACAUCGUGGCGUUCGGCGCGCUCAAGGGCAUGACGACGGUGCUGCUGGUGUCGGCCGUGGGGCAGGCGCGGUACCUGACGCACAUCGCGCGGACGCACAUGAUGCCGCCGUGGCUGGCGCAGGUGCACCCGCGCACGGGGACCCCCGUCAACGCCACCAUCGUCAUGCUCGUCGCCACCGCCGUCAUCGCCUUCUUCACCGACCUCGGCAUCCUCUCCAACCUCCUCUCCAUCUCCACGCUCUUCAUCUUCAUGGUCGUCGCGCUCGCGCUGCUCGUCCGCCGCUACUACGUCGCGGGGGAGACGUCCGACGCCAACCGGAGCAAGCUCGCCGCGUGCCUCGUGCUCAUCCUGGCGUCGUCGAUCGCGACGGCCACGUACUGGGGGGUGAGCGCGAAGGCGAAGGGGUGGGUCGCGUACGUGGUGACGGUGCCGGUGUGGUUCCUGGCGACGCUGUACCUCGCGGCGUUCGUGCCCAAGGCCAGGCAGCCGAAGCUGUGGGGGGUGCCGCUGGUGCCGUGGCUGCCGUCGGCGUCGAUCGCCAUCAACGUGUUCCUGCUCGGCUCCAUCGACAGCAAGUCGUUCAUGCGGUUCGGGAUAUGGAGCGCCUUCCUGCUGCUGUACUACCUUUUCGUGGGGCUCCACGCGUCCUACGACACCGCCAAGGCCGCCGAGAGGAGCCGCAACGACGGCAAGGCUAAGGCGUUGGAAGAGGGCGUGGGGUUGGCGGAUGCAAGUCACAUUGGAGGAGACAAGUAAACUAGUCAGUAACCCGUGUGUGUGCGUGCGUGCGUGCGUGCUUGCGUGUAAUUGUUGGGAUAGAGGGUUAAAUCUUAAAUUAUUAUUAUUAUUAUUAUUAUUUUUGGGGUUAAUUAAUUAGGGCUGUGUUUUCUAAAACGUUUAUGUUCGUUCACGUUUAAGUGAGCAUUAGGUGGUUGUUUAAGUUAUGGUCAAUGUUGGGACUUGGUGGUGUGCUUUGUAUAUUACUAUAUAUUGCGUCAAAUUGAUUAUUAUUGAAAGUUAAGCUGCUGUAUCUAUUAUUGAA
Messenger RNA from Ananas comosus (pineapple), 2327 nucleotides. Its product is annotated as cationic amino acid transporter 1. Lineage: Eukaryota; Viridiplantae; Streptophyta; Magnoliopsida; Poales; Bromeliaceae. Gene Ontology annotation, cellular component: plasma membrane. The coding region runs from base 221 to 2041 and encodes 606 amino acids. Gene Ontology annotation, molecular function: L-lysine transmembrane transporter activity; L-glutamate transmembrane transporter activity. The transcript is spliced from 2 exons. The record is from RefSeq and is a predicted model, not a curated record. Gene Ontology annotation, biological process: transmembrane transport; amino acid transport.